This is a messenger RNA of Gavia stellata (red-throated loon), 687 nucleotides long. Its product is annotated as pulmonary surfactant-associated protein C-like. NCBI's taxonomy places the organism in Eukaryota, Metazoa, Chordata, Aves, Gaviiformes, Gaviidae. Gene Ontology annotation, biological process: respiratory gaseous exchange by respiratory system. The coding region runs from base 1 to 687 and encodes 228 amino acids. The record is from RefSeq and is a predicted model, not a curated record. The transcript has 5 exons. Gene Ontology annotation, cellular component: alveolar lamellar body; extracellular region.
AUGGAGAGCAGCGUGAAGCAGGUGGUGGUUGAAGAGCCACUGGACCCGGAGAAGGGCUGCUGCUCCCAAGGAUGCUGCAAGCCAGGCUGCUGCUGCUGGCCCUGCGCAGUUUGCUGUUCCAAAUGCGCCCGGUGCUGCAUGCCCCGCUGCUGCAAGUGCCCCAGCUGCCCCGGCUGCCCCGGCUGCGCCUGCAUCAAGCGGUCCCUCUGCUUCGUGCCUCGCCUGCUGUGCUACCUGCCCCGCAAGCUCCUCAGCUGCCACCACCUCAAGUGCCUCCUCAUCGUGGUGGUGGUGGUGGUCCUGCUGGUGGUCAUCAUCGCCGGCGCCCUGCUGAUGUGGCUGCGCGCGGACCAGCGGCACGCCGACACCGUUCUGCGGAUGGGGCUGCGGAGAGGACUGGCCUGGGAAGAGGAUGUGGCCACUUUCUACCUGGACGGUGGGGAUGGAGACCCAGCCACAGUCAUCUAUGAUUACAAGAACCUGCUGGUGAGCUACAGAUCCCAGCUCCACCGCGCCUGCUACGUCACCCGCGUGGACAAGGACAACAUCCCGGGGCUGGAUGCCAUCGCCAAGACUUUCCAGCACCGGCAGGCUGAGAAGAGGCUCGCCAUGCCCCUGGCCGAUCGCUCCCUCCUGGGCACCACGGCGAGCAUCCUCUGCAGCAUUGUCCCCGUCUACUGGGCUUAG